UGCGCGUGGCGGCACAUGGACCUCCUCGUCUGCGUGAAAGAGGCGAGAGGCCUCCGCAACACGCAGCUCUUUGGCACGCAGGAUCCGUACUGCACGAUCAAGAUCUCGGGCCACAAGGUCAAGACCAAGGUGCACGCCAAAGGCGGCGUCGAGCCGCGCUUCGCUGCGACGUUCCACAUCCCGAGCGUCGAUGUGAACGAUCCGUUCCAGAUCGAGAUCAAGAACCACUCGAUGCUGCGCAAGGCCCACAUUGGCAUCUACCGGGCGCCAUUGCACGAGGCCAUAGCUGCGUCCUUGGGCGCCGAGCACUGGUUUAAACUCGAUCACCGAACCAAGCACCCGUCGCCUGGCGGCGAGGUGUGUCUCCGCCUCGAGCUGCGCGCUAGCUCCCUCGCGUCACCCGAGCCGCCUGUGAACGGCCACUUUGAGUUUCCGCGGCCGCACGAAAGCCGCGAGUACAAGUCGUCGACGUACAAAGAAAAUGUCGCGCAAUCGGCGCCGCCGCAGACGCGAUUCCAACUGCAGUCCAACAACAACGCAGGGCGGUCCCCGUCGGACCGCAAGAACGUUUCUGCCCCCGCGUUCAUUCGGCAAGAGCGCCACUCGGUCCCGCCCGAACUCGCGGUCAAGGCCGACUCGUUGCCCGCCAAGUCCCAACAACCGCAGCACCAGGCGCCAUCCCAACCUCCUCCGUACCCGUCGGCAACGAUCCCACGAAUGCCACCACGAAGCACGCCAUCACGGACGAGCUCUAGCAGCAAUUACAGCAGUGGUCGCGACAGUUGGGCGCGCCAAGCAUCGGGCGAGAGCUCGACCGACGAGCCGUCCACCGUGCGCCCGCCAUUGUUCACGAUUCCAAACCCGGACGGUGACGGACGCAUCGUGUACAUGGGAUCGAACGGUCCGCCUGGCAGCUUCCGGGGCAUGUCCCCAAUCACGCCCGACGCCGCCAUGGUGGACUUUGCUAGCAACCAGGUGCGCCCCGUCACAACAUCGAUGGACGAGAUCGACUGGGCUGGGUACGAGGAGCUCCAAGCGUACCGUCACUUGUACAUCUACCCGUCCAUGGUCAAGAUCAUCCGGUCGCUCCAGAGUGACUACAUGAAGACCGAGCUCGCGCACUACGGCGGCACGCUCGCGAUGGUCAAGAGCCUCAAGUUUCCGGAUGAAAAAGAUGCGCUCGUCAAGGAGAUCAUCUCGCUGAGCAAGGUCGACUGCCCUAAAGUGCUUCGCUUCAUGGGGUUUUACAUCUCGCCCACCGCGGGCCUUUGCUGCGUCACGGAGAACCUCGCGGGCAACCCGCCCGACUUGCGCGCGCUUCUGAACCGCCCCAAGCCGGGUCUCACGUGGCAGGACAAGCUGCGCAUCGCGACCGAGGUGGCCGAGGCGCUGGUGUACAUGCACGCACAAAAGCCGAUCAUGAUCCAUCGCAACAUCAAAGCGGCGUCUGUGAUCCUCGGGCGGCGCCGCGAAGCCGUGCUCAGUGGCUUUGGCUGCUGCCGCGACCGCAGCUACGAUCAAACCAUGACAUCGGGCGUCGGCGACGUGCAGUGGUCCGCGCCCGAGAUGCUCAUGGACGGCGACUACGCCGAGCGCGUCGACGUCUACUCAUUUGGCGUCCUCCUCGUCGAGCUCGAUACGCACGAGAUUCCGUUCUUAAAGGAGAGCGAGACAUACUCGCGCAGCGACUUUAUCGGGAUGCUCGUCACCGGCCGGCUCCGCCAUCGGCCGUCGGCGUCGUGCCCCGCACCAAUCCGAGACAUCGUCGCGCUCUGUAUCCAGCACGACCCUGGUCUUCGCCCCGACAUGCGCCAAGUGCUCGGUCGGCUGCAAGCCGUGUCCCUUUAAGUUAACAAAUACGAAUACGUUGUGUA
This is a messenger RNA of Saprolegnia parasitica CBS 223.65, 1874 nucleotides long. Its product is annotated as TKL protein kinase. The coding region runs from base 16 to 1848 and encodes 610 amino acids. NCBI's taxonomy places the organism in Eukaryota, Oomycota, Saprolegniomycetes, Saprolegniales, Saprolegniaceae. Gene Ontology annotation, biological process: protein phosphorylation. The transcript has a single exon. The record is from RefSeq and is a predicted model, not a curated record. Gene Ontology annotation, molecular function: ATP binding; protein kinase activity.